Messenger RNA from Dalotia coriaria, 2181 nucleotides. RefSeq names its product MFS-type transporter SLC18B1-like. Gene Ontology annotation, biological process: transmembrane transport. The transcript is spliced from 7 exons. Gene Ontology annotation, molecular function: transmembrane transporter activity. The record is from RefSeq and is a predicted model, not a curated record. Bases 337 to 1863 code for a protein of 508 amino acids. NCBI's taxonomy places the organism in Eukaryota, Metazoa, Arthropoda, Insecta, Coleoptera, Staphylinidae.
CGGCAUGCCGUCUUCAGUUCGUCACCAACCACCAAACGGCACUGAUACCGCGACGCGCUACACUUACAAGCAGCCAUAAUUAAUUUAUUGCGUUGCACCACUUCAGUGAGAUCCGGUUUCGACCCACGAAUUAGCCAUGAUUCGGGCGCGCGGUGAGACAAUAUGAUCAAUCGAAUAUUCUUCUACGCGAAUUAUUUAAUACUCAAAGAAUUGAGCAAUUUUUUGUUGUGCGUUUAACUAGUUUACGGACAAAUUUUAAGUCAAUUAAUUUAAGCAAUUUAAAUCAAUUCAUUUGUUAAUUUGUGAAAACUCAGAGGAUACACUGCGGAUAACAGGAUGAAGUUUACAAAGCGGCAAUGGAUGACGUUACUAGUCAUCGGAAUCGCUGACUUUUGCAACGCCAUUUGCGUUUCACUUCAGGCACCAUUUUAUCCACAAGAGGCUGAAAAGAAAGGUGCAACAGCUACCGAAUAUGGCUUGGUAUUUGGCAUCUUUGAACUGGUUGUUUUUAUCGUAAGUCCCUUUUAUGGCCAACAUCUUAACCGGAUAGGACCUAAGGUUCUCUUCAAUGGCGGUAUCUACACAACAGGCGUUUGUGCCAUUUUAUUCGGCCUGCUUGAUAAAGUUGAAGGUCACUACCCUUUUAUUACGUUAAGUUUAAUUAUUCGAGUGAUUGAAGCAAUGGGUAACGCGGCUUUCCUUACUGCCAGUUUUGCAAUCAUCGCCAAGGAGUUUCCAGAUAACGUUGCAACAACAUUUGCAUCGCUGGAGACAUUUUUCGGCCUGGGACUGAUUGUUGGACCCACUGUCGGUGGUGCCCUCUACCAGAUUGGGGGAUACACUGUGCCAUUUGCUGUAAUGGGAACCGCCCUCUUUCUUUCUGCGAUUAUGACCAAUUUUACGCUGCCCAAACACGAACAAGGCACUGAUGUUGAAACAGGAUCAUCAAUUUGGGCAACACUGAAAAUACCUGGAGUUCUGCUGGCCGCAUCGAGUAUCAUCGUCACAUCAAUGUCCAUUGGAUUUUUACAAGCCACAUUGGAACCUCAUUUGCGGCAAUUUGGACUUUCUCCGAUUGUAUUGGGUUUAAUGUUUGUUAUCAAUGGCGGUACUUACGCUUUGUCAGCUCCGGUUUGGGGAUGGUUGUGUGAUAAAUACAUACCACCAAAAACGGUAACAAUUAUUGGAACAUUACUGGUAGCGGUUGGAUUCUGUCUAGUUGGACCAGCACCAUUUAUUCCUAUUAACACAUCAAUGGGUGUAACAAUUUGUGGUUUGGUACUACAUGGUCUUGGUAUGGGUGCUCAAUUGGUUGCCUCCUUCACCGAUGCCUUACGAACAAGCAUUGCGUAUGGUUUUCCUAACAAUUUGGAGACAUUCGGUUUAAUUUCCGGCCUUUGGACGAGUACUUUUGCCUUGGGUGCAUUUAUUGGUCCAUCUGUCAGUGGUAUCCUGUACGACAGCAUUGGUUUCCGGCCGUCCUCAAUGUUUGUUGUCGGUGUUCAUCUUGUAGUGGGUUUCAUCGUUGGCCUAUUCCUCAUGUGCACUCGCCGCAGUGCUCAAUACGUCGAAAUGAAGGAUGACAAAAUCGGCAAUGGUGAUCUUCACGCCGGAGAAAGCAAAUCGGGCACCAUCAGUAUUUCAGAGAGCAUCAGGAGUAUCCGCAGUGUGGCCAAUGGAAUUUCGAUUGAACGCAGUCGCCCACCAGGCAUGAACAGUCUUAUUGCAUGCAACAGUUACAAGAGUCAAGCUUGGCCCAGAAAGGAUGCCAAUGGCCUGUCAAUGGGACCAUACAGUUACAGCUAUGGUACCAUUGAUGCUCGUCGAAAUGGUGGUGCAACAUAUUUGCAAGGGGUAGCGUAAGAAGAUCAUCUGGUGACAAGAAAAUGCGUAAUCGUGUAUCGCCCUUUUUGAUUCUCAUGUUUCCAUUGUGUUUCAAGCGAUGAAGAACGUUGUAGCGAAUGUUUUUGUGCUGUAUUGUACUGAUUUAAUGUAAAUAUUGUCAUAGCGAGCAAUUGCAUAAGUUAUUUUACGUUUUAAUGAUGAAUGUUGACCUAUCAUUCUGAAUGUGAAUUGAUUCGUAGUGUCUAAUUUACAUUUUUUAGCGAUUACUGAUUAAUUAUUAAUGUUACAGUUUUGUUAUAAACAAUUCAUUAUAAUAAAUUCAAUUUUAAUCUAAAA